GGGAAAGUACUACGAUUGAGCGGUUAUAAAUAGAUAACGACUUAUUGUUGCUUAAAAAUUCAAAUUUCCAGUCAACUAAACAUGUCUGAAAUGUUUGUCUAUAAAAUACAUAAAAGCGAAAGUGGAGUGAAAGAAGACGAGUUAUCCUGUAAAGAAACUGCAGUACUUUGCGAAGAUGGAAAUGCAAAAUUUUUUUCAUCACCAAAUGUUAAGAAUACACGUCGAUUCAAACUUUCAAGAUCAAUGUCGGUGCUGCUUUUGCUGUUCUUAUCUUUUCUCGCUGUCAUGGUGAUGACUUCAUUUGCGUAUUUUCAUGUGAAGAAUGAUUUGGACACUACGAAGCAAAGUGUGUACGAACUGCAGGUCGAAGUGGAAAACGAAAAACACAAGACAAUCAAUCCCACCUCAAAACCAAGUAAAUCGAAUCCGAAAUAUUUUUUAAAAGUGGCGAAUUCUGUUGGAAAGACUCCUUUUAUUGCCAUUAAUUUUGUUGGUGGAAACAAUCAGCUCGAAGAAACUGUCUCAGGCCACCCAAUCAGAAAUUGGGAAACAACUUUAAGUCGUGGUGAUAUCUCAAAAUUUCAUGAAUACAUCCAAAUAAAAGUAACAGGCUACUACUUCAUAUAUGCUCAGAUGUUCUUCUCUGAUAACGCUUCAUUCAGAAAAAACACUUUACACUUUUUAAUCCGCAAGAAUCGAAGGAAGAUUUUAGUUGUCGCCUCCGUGCCUCGCGACGCGUGUAAAACCGUGUGUACGCGGUACGUAUCGAGUGUCGUAAAAUUAAAGAAAGGAGAAGAUCUUUCGGUAGCAUCGUAUGACACUGGCAUCAAGUUCAACAUGUCAAAAGACAAAGCUCAAUUUGGCGCUUAUUUAUUAAAAAAAGCGCAAUAAAAUGGAAUACUGGUGCAACUUCGUUCCCAGGACUCUUGCUCUAGGUACGAGUGAAGUAAGCAUUUUACAUGUGCACGCGUUCCAUGCAAGCAUAAUUCAUUCACCAGUGAUUCAAGAGUGUCAAGUUCAAAACAUCGCCGCACUAAUAGUUAAUACAAAUUUUUCUACACGACGAAAUUACUCUUUAACUGAAAGAUUGAUCGAGUUCCAAUCGCAGACUUUUAGUAGGGAAUACUACACUGCAAAAAACGAAUUAACAAUAGCUAACACCAUAGAAAAAAGUUUUAUUCUUUCUUAAUUUUUUUUAAUAUUAAAAUAUUCCAUGUUUUAUACAUUUAAGGUUAGUAAGGGUUUAAAUAAAAAACACAAAUGAAUUUUUA
Molecule: messenger RNA, 1271 nt
Organism: Hydractinia symbiolongicarpus
Lineage: Eukaryota; Metazoa; Cnidaria; Hydrozoa; Anthoathecata; Hydractiniidae
Exons: 4
Coding region: 82-891 (269 amino acids)
Biological process (GO): immune response
Cellular component (GO): membrane
Molecular function (GO): tumor necrosis factor receptor binding
Source: RefSeq, a predicted model, not a curated record